UUUACUCUAAUAAAAACAGCUUGGCUUGUCUGAGCUUUCUCAUCUGUAAUUUACUGAAAUUUGAUGCUAUGUAUUACAUAUCUAUUCAGUGUUUUCCAUUCUUUUCCAGUCCAUGGCACGCUCCAGGUGUAAUGGAAAGGUCCUAUGUCUGUGUCUCUUGCCUUGUGUGAUGGUAAGUCACCUGUUGGUCUACAUCAUGGUGUCCAUAUUUGUAGCCGUCUCCUACUCCCCUCCUCUACCGCAACUGCCCCUCCAUUUCAUUGCCACCGGAGCCUCUGCAAACUCGGGAGAUCUUGCAUCCCAUCCACUUCGGCCCUUCUGGAAUCUCAAACUAGAGGACGGGGCACUGUGGAACCGCCUCCAGCACAUUUGGGACAGAGAGCACAACCCCAUAUUGAGAGGUAACGAUACAAGGUACAGAGGUGAAAUACAACCCCAAGAGAUGGGAAAAACUGGUGCCUGUGAACAAGACGAGGCUUGGGCAUCUCACCUGCCUGAUUUCAACACCCUUCCUGAACAAAUGAAGGAUUUUGUCCUGUCCAUGCACUGUAGGCGUUACUCUAUCCUCAUGGAUCAACCCAACCUGUGUUUCGGACAGGACUCUGAAACGCCGUUCCUUUUAAUGGCGAUUAAGUCACAAGUCGGAAACUUUGAGAACAGACAGGCCAUCCGAGAGACAUGGGGAAGGAGCGGACGAAUCCAAGGGGACAGCGGAGGAAGAGGCUGGUUCAUACGCACUGUCUUCUUGCUCGCGAGGCAGGACACCGAGACAGGGCCUCAUCCCGACCUGAGUGCCCUAUUGAAGUUGGAGAGCAGCACCCAUAAGGACAUCCUGCAAUGGGAUUUCAAAGACACUUUCUUCAACCUCACCCUGAAGGAUGUCCUCUUCUGGAACUGGCUUUCAAAGCACUGUCCUCAUGUCCACUUCAUUUUCAAGGGAGAUGAUGACGUGUUCGUUAGGACUAAGGCUCUGCUGGACUACUUAGACCAUUUUGGAGUACAAAAAACACAUACAAAUAAAACGAAAGGUUGGGACGAUUUCAUUGUAGGAGAUGUUAUUGCCAAUGCCUGGCCCAAUCGGCAGCCUCAUACUAAAUAUUACAUACCCGAAAGCUUCUAUAAGGGAACGUAUCCGGCGUACGCAGGCGGCGGUGGGGUGGUUUACACUGGUGCUUUGGCCAUGCGUCUGCAGGAGGUCUCUCGUUGGGUCAGCUUGUUUCCCAUUGACGAUGUUUACUUAGGAAUGUGCCUUCACAGGCUCGGGGUGUCCCCCACCCAUCAUUCGGGUUUCCUUACCUUCGACCUUCCAGAGGAUCUGCGGGAGAAGCCGUGUGCGUAUCAUAAUGUUCUCCUAGUGCAUAAACGCACCCCGAAAGAAAUGUUAACGCUGUGGAAAGAGCUACAGGUUCCUCCUCAGCAGUGCUAGUGUAAGGCAGGGCAGAUUGUUCACAAAUUCAAAUGAAGGUAAAUGACGCAGCGGAGAUCCAGAGUUCAAAGUUAUUUUCGUUUUACCACAAGGUAUUGUUACGCCAACUGGGCGUGUUAAUUUGUAUAAAAGGCCCUCAUUUGUUUGUGAUGUCGGGCUGUGUGUGCAGUGGUCAUUAUGAGAAGAUCAAAUUAGGAUGGGAAGACAGUAGACAAGCUAAAAAUGGCAUAAGAAGUCUGUAUACAACAUGGUUGACUUCACAAGAGAGGGUUGUUUUAUGGGAAUAAGAAUGAACAAGCUAUCUAGUGGACAAUUGAGGCAUCUUAUGUUAUUUUUUUAUUUUUUGUGGCCCAAACACAAUUAGGACUUAUAAAUCAAAAAAUGUCAUCAACAUAAUUCAGCUUUGUAUUUAAAAAGCUAUGCUACUGCUUUAUGUUAAAAACAAAAACUGUUUUAUCUGAAAUGUUUCAGAGAGGUUGUAGAACAUUUUUAGACAAUAUUUUUACACUUGGAAUCUAUAUGAAUUUUAUGCUUUGUUUGAGUUUCACAUAUGUGUCAUUUUCCUUUGUUUUGCAAGAAUUGCCAAUGUGGAAAUGGCUGGAAAAAUAAUUCAAGAGGAUCUGGACUCCAUUUUGGAGAUAUUGGAGUACAGGUGCUCCUCUGCUAAAUGAUCUGGAUGCCUGAACACCCCACAGACAUUGUCAUCUGAUUUAGGCCUUGUGGGCCUAAUUAUAGCCUGGUGUUGUUGGAGGUAUACUGAAUUACAACAACAAAACAUAAUAAGGGGAAAUAAUGAAUGACAAUAAUGAACAAUUUAUGAUUUGCUGAUUGGUCAUAGAAUUUACUUUGAUGCUUUAUAGUUUAAAUGUUAGUGCAUUGAUCCAAUUCAUGUAAAUGUGAAUGUUUAAAAGCAGUUUUAUGACUAAGAAUUUUAUUAUGUUUGUGUCACUUAUUAUUAUAAUCUCUGUUUUCAUUUGCUUUGAAUUGCUCUCUGUUAAUGUAUGUUUAUUAUUAUUAGUGGAAAUGGCCCUCUUCAUUUUUGAUUGAUCAGAAAGUCAACUUCAUCCUCCAAAUGUUUGUUAGUAAUCAUGCCAAAAGAAGCUUGUAUAUUCCUACUUAAGUUAUGUACAGACAGAUAUUGAAAUAAAAGCUGUUAAUCUCUAGUAAACUGUAAACUGAUUUGUUUAAAUGUUCAUAUAGUAUAUAGUAUAGUACUGUGCAAA
Messenger RNA from Ctenopharyngodon idella (grass carp), 2649 nucleotides. RefSeq names its product N-acetyllactosaminide beta-1,3-N-acetylglucosaminyltransferase 2. The transcript has a single exon. The coding region runs from base 113 to 1426 and encodes 437 amino acids. Gene Ontology annotation, cellular component: membrane. NCBI's taxonomy places the organism in Eukaryota, Metazoa, Chordata, Actinopteri, Cypriniformes, Xenocyprididae. The record is from RefSeq and is a predicted model, not a curated record. Gene Ontology annotation, molecular function: hexosyltransferase activity.